CUUAAAGGUGAAUCUAUGUAGAGCAAUUUUAGCUCAUGCUUGGUGUUUGAAAUGAAGGAUGAGGGAAAGAUGCCAAAAGACAGCUGUUCUGAAACGAAAUUGGAUGAGAAUUACAUAUACGGAAGGUGGGGUCCAUACCAGGUUGUUCAGGCAGCUAUAUGUUUCUUCAAUAUAUGGCCAACAGGAUUUCAGCUCCUGAUAGGAGUUUUCAUCGGUUACCGACCAGAUUUUCAGUGUGCAGCCCCAGAGAUAGACAACACGGAUGUAAAAAACGAUUCAAUUUACAUAACAUACGACAAAUGCCACAUCAAAACAUUUCUGAACAACACAAAUCAAGGGAGCAAUCACCUUAUAAACCAGACUUCAUGUAUUCAUGGAUUUCGGUACAGUCUAGAAAAACACAGUACAAUUGUGACAGAGAUGGACCUUGUUUGCGAUCGCGCUCCACUAGCCGAGCUUGUGCAAACUUUAGUCAUGGCAGGACAAUUAGCUGGGGCUGCCAUAGCAUCUUCGCUAGCAGACAAAUUGGGAAGAAAGACAAUUCUACUUUCCUCUCAUCUUCUGACGAUGGCGUUUGGUUUUGGGGUUGCCUUUUCACCCAAUUACACAACCCUAGCGAUUUUGAAAUUCAUUCUUGGUGUUUUGCAACAGGGAAUGGUGAUGCCCAAUGCUGUAUUAGGAUUAGAAUUGUGGCCGGAAAGAAUCCGUUUCUACUGCGAGGCAUUAGGUUUGUUUUUCUGGACAACAGGGUUGGUUAUCAUGGCUCCCAUUGCUUAUCUGUUGAGAGACCACAGUUGGAGAUAUCUUCAAAUUGCUCUUACCUGCUUUUCUCUGUUUAGUCUGAUUCAAUAUUGGGUUCAAGAUGAAUCUUUAAGAUGGCUUGUCGCAAAUGGGAAAAAGAAGGAGGCUGAUAGAGUGAUACGAAAAGUGGCAAAAUGGAAUAAAAUCAGUUAUGAAGAGCUGAGUAAGAUGGUGGAGAGAAAAAUGGCGCAAACCAAAACUAUUCCUGAGCAACAGACUGAUGAUGAGAAAACGGAUGAAGAAAGCCAUGAAUCCGAUUCGCCUUUGAUUGAAAAAUACUCAAUCAUUACAAUUUUGCGGAAUAAAACCAUUCUCGCAAUAUCGCUGAUUAUGUGGUUUACAUGGGUUACCAACACCGUAACCUAUUUUGGAUUAACUUUGACGUCGACAAGGCUAGCGGGGGAUCGUUAUCUGAAUUUCUUCUUAUCCUCCUUUGUGGAAUAUAUUGCUGUUAUUCUUGAGUAUAUCAUGCUUCGUUG
Saccostrea cuccullata (small rock oyster) is the source of this 1280-nucleotide messenger RNA. Its product is annotated as organic cation transporter protein-like. Gene Ontology annotation, cellular component: membrane. The transcript is spliced from 7 exons. NCBI's taxonomy places the organism in Eukaryota, Metazoa, Mollusca, Bivalvia, Ostreida, Ostreidae. The record is from RefSeq and is a predicted model, not a curated record. Gene Ontology annotation, biological process: transmembrane transport. Gene Ontology annotation, molecular function: transmembrane transporter activity. The annotation marks the transcript as partial.